Paramormyrops kingsleyae is the source of this 6876-nucleotide messenger RNA. It is a transcript of the gene slc12a2, whose product is annotated as solute carrier family 12 member 2. NCBI's taxonomy places the organism in Eukaryota, Metazoa, Chordata, Actinopteri, Osteoglossiformes, Mormyridae. The record is from RefSeq and is a predicted model, not a curated record. Gene Ontology annotation, biological process: potassium ion import across plasma membrane; chloride ion homeostasis; potassium ion homeostasis. Gene Ontology annotation, cellular component: apical plasma membrane. Gene Ontology annotation, molecular function: sodium:potassium:chloride symporter activity; ammonium channel activity.
UCCGGGGAGCGCUGCUGCUGAAGGAGGAGCUGCGGCAAGGUCGGUGAGCGGAGCAUCCCUACGGGCGACAUCUCUUGGAGGAAAAGGAGGCGCGUACGGCUAUUAGGAGAGGUGCUCGAGGGGGACCGCCCUUCUGCUUUCGGACCUUUGGGCUCCGAGUUUGAUGCCGUUUUUCCUCCUCCGAAGAGACGCUUCCUCCGGCGGAUGCUGAGCUCCCGCGUAACCCCUUUGUACCCGCAUGUUCUGAGGGAGGCGGAGCGGCAGGGACGCCUUUGCUGAUUUCCGAAGCUCCCUUUCCCGGCACUUUAGCAGCCAGAGCGCAGUGAUACCGGGGGCUUUUUUGGGGGGGCUUUGCGGUACUGGCUGGUCUUUCAUUUAUCGCUGGUAUCAAUUCGCCGGGUAGAUAUUUGCCAUGUCAGCGCCAUCAUAUUCAUCCAGUCCUCCCCCCUAUGAAGAGCAGUCUCCGGCGGGGCAAGGACUGUUCCCGGACACCGGACUCAAACCCGCUGGUCCAACGCCGAGCCAGAGCCGGUUCCAGGUGGAUCUCGUGGCGGAGGCGGCCGGCGCGUCCGCCGGGGACGGCGGUGCGGCCGGCGACAAAGCCACCUCCGUGUCCGGAAAGGCACACGAUGGAUCCGAGCCGGCGACCGGCGGCGAGGAGGCGAAAGGCCGGUUCCGGGUCGUGAACUUCGUGGACCCCAGCGGCGCCGGGAGCCCGGACGCCGUGCCGACGGAAGCCUUCCAGAACGGGGACACGGUGAUGAGCGAGGGCAGCCUGCACUCGUCGACGGGCGGCCAGCAGCACUACUACUACGACACGCACACCAAUACGUACUACCUGCGCACCUUCGGCCACAACACCAUCGACGCAGUCCCCAACAUCGACUUCUACCGGCAGACUGCGGCGCCGCUGGGGGAGAAGCUGAUACGACCCACCCUGUCUGAGCUACACGACGAGCUGGAUAAGGAGCCUUUCGAGGAUGGCUUCGCCAACGGAGACGAACUCACGCCCGCUGAGGAGGCUGCUGCCAAGGAGGCCGUGGAUCCCAAGGGCGCCGUCAAGUUCGGCUGGAUCAAAGGCGUCCUGGUGCGCUGCAUGUUGAACAUCUGGGGGGUGAUGCUCUUCAUCCGCAUGCCGUGGAUCGUGGGCCAGGCAGGCAUUGCUCUGUCCUGUGUGAUCGUGCUCAUGUCGAUGGUCGUGACCACCAUCACCGGCCUGUCGACGUCAGCCAUAGCGACCAACGGCUUCGUACGGGGAGGUGGGGCAUAUUACCUCAUAUCCCGGAGUCUCGGCCCAGAGUUCGGAGGCUCUAUCGGGCUCAUUUUCGCCUUCGCCAACGCCGUGGCGGUUGCCAUGUACGUUGUGGGAUUUGCUGAAACCGUUGUGGAAAUCCUCAAGGGUGCCGACGCCAUCAUGAUCGACGAGUCCAACGACGUGCGGCUGAUCGGGAGCCUCACCAUUGUUUUGCUGUUGGCCAUCUCUCUGGCAGGAAUGGAGUGGGAGGCCAAGGCUCAGAUCUUCCUGCUGUUUAUUUUGUUGACUGCCAUCGUCAACUACUUUAUCGGGACCUUCAUUAAUGUGGAGUCCAAGCAGCCCAAGGCCUUCUUGGGAUAUAAAGCUGAGAUAAUGUUCGAGAACAUGGGUCCAAACUUUCAUGAAGAGACGUUCUUCUCCGUAUUUGCUAUCUUCUUCCCAGCGGCCACUGGCAUCUUGGCUGGUGCCAACAUCUCUGGAGACCUGGCGGAUCCACAGAUGGCUAUUCCCAAGGGAACGCUAUUGGCCAUCCUGAUAACCGGCACGGUUUACUUGGGUGUCGCCAUCACUGCUGGGUCCAGUAUCGUGCGUGAGGCCACAGGCAAUGCCAACGACACCAUCAGCGGCAGCGCCACGGCCAACUGCACCGACGCCGCUUGCAGCCUCGGUUUUGACUUCUCCUCCUGCAAGUCCAGCAAGUGCGAGUAUGGACUCCUGAACGAUUUCCAGGUCAUGGCCCUGGUGUCGGGCUUUGGGCCGCUCAUCACUGCCGGAAUCUUCUCAGCCACUCUCUCCUCGGCCUUGGCCUCCCUGGUCAGUGCGCCCAAAGUCUUCCAGGCACUGUGCAAGGACAACAUUUAUCCCGGCCUGAAUUUCUUCGCCAAAGGUUAUGGCAAGAACAACGAGCCCUUUCGUGGCUACCUGCUCACUUUUGUUAUCGGACUGGCCUUCACUCUCAUAGCGAAGUUGAAUGCCAUUGCACCCAUCAUUUCAAACUUCUUCCUGGCCUCCUAUGCCUUAAUUAACUUCUCAGUGUUCCAUGCCUCUCUGGCCAACUCUCCAGGGUGGAGGCCCAGCUUCAAGUACUACAACAUGUGGGUGUCACUGGGGGGCGCCGUGCUCUGCUGCGUGGUCAUGUUCGUCAUCAACUGGUGGGCGGCCCUCAUGACCAACGUCAUCGUGCUGGCGCUCUACAUCUACGUCAGCUACAAGAAGCCAGAUGUUAACUGGGGCUCCUCCACACAAGCCCUGACCUAUCACCAGGCCCUGACGCACACACUGCACCUCAGCGGAGUGGAGGACCACAUCAAGAACUUCAGACCCCAGUGCCUGGUCAUGACUGGCUACCCCAACUCUCGACCCGCCCUGCUCAACCUGGUGCAUGCAUUCACCAAGAACGUGGGCCUGAUGAUCUGCGGGCACGUGCGCACGACGCUUCGCAGGCCGAACUUCAAGGAGCUGGCCACUGACCAGGUGCGCUACCAGCGUUGGCUGCUGAAGAAUGAAAUCAAGGCCUUCUACCUGCCUGUGUUUGCUGAUGACCUGAGGCAAGGUGCCCAGUACCUUCUCCAGGCUGCUGGUCUCGGCCGCCUGAGGCCCAACACUCUGGUGAUUGGCUUCAAGAACAACUGGAAGGACGGCGAGAUGAAGGACGUGGAGACGUACAUCAACAUGAUCCACGACGCAUUCGACUUCCAGUACGGGGCUGUGGUAAUCCGACUUAAAGAGGGCCUUGACGUCUCCCACAUCCAGGGUCAAGAUGAGCUGCUGUCCUCCCAGGAGAAGACCUCCGGCAUGAAGGACAUUGUGGUCUCCAUCGACAUGAGCCGGGAUUCUGAUGCCGACUCCAAACCGUCGUCCAAAGCCACCAGCGCCCAGAACAGCCCCGCCAUCCAGAAAGACGAUGACGAGGACAGCAAGGCCCCCACGCAGCCGCUGUUGAAAAAAGACAAGAGCCCCACCAUCCCGCUAAAUGUAGCUGACCAGCGCCUCCUGGAGGCCAGCCAGCAGUUCCAGAAGAAGCAGGGCAAGGGCACCGUGGACGUGUGGUGGCUGUUUGACGACGGCGGCUUGACCCUGUUGAUCCCGUACCUCCUGACCAACAAGAAGAAGUGGAAGGACUGUAAGAUUCGUGUGUUCAUCGGCGGCAAGAUCAACCGCAUCGACCACGACCGCAGAGCAAUGGCUGCGCUGCUCAGCAAGUUCAGGAUAGACUUCUCCGACAUCACAGUCCUCGGGGACAUCAACACAAAGCCAAAGAAGGAGAACGUGGCGACCUUCGAGGAGUUGAUCGAGCCCUACAAGCUGAAGGAGGACGAUAUGGAGCAGGAGGCAGCCGAGAAGCUGAAGGCUGAGGAGCCAUGGAGGAUCACGGACAAUGAGCUGGAGCUGUACAAAGCCAAGACCAAUCGCCAGAUCCGACUGAAUGAGCUUCUGAAGGAGCACUCGAGCACAGCCAACCUCAUUGUCAUGAGCAUGCCCCUGGCAAGGAAAGGGGCAGUGUCCAGUGCCCUCUACAUGUCCUGGUUGGACACCCUCUCCAAGGACCUGCCCCCCCUUCUCCUGGUCCGUGGCAAUCACCAGAGCGUCCUCACCUUCUACUCCUAAAACGCCUCCUGGACCACUGCACUCUCUCUCUCUUGCCAGACUUCAGUUUUUAACGAGGUUAAACAAUUAGCAACUGAUAUUAAUACUGAUAAAGUGAGUCACAGAGUGAGGGAGCUGCCCACUCGGCGGGUGAUGUCUGCACUCCUGAAAAGGCACAAGAGUCCGGCGAGCAUUAGGACGCUACGCCACAAUUUCCUCCUGGUACAGAUUGAAAAAGGAAAAGAGAAACUUUAAAUCAACCCCCCCAUCCCCCACCCCGCACCAGCGCAUGUUGUCGCCCUCAUUAGUUUACUGCUGAUUUUGCUCGCUAGAGCAGCAGUGAUGCUCCGGGUCUUUCCGUGACCCCCGCUGGGAAGACGACGCUGAAUGUCCCACUGCACCUUUCACAGCUAUAUGGAUGUGCCUUCCACGCGAAUCCACUAAAUUUCUGUGCCACUCCACACGGCUGAUUAUGGAAAGGGGGAGGGUCCCUUUUCUGAGAAUUUGAAUAUUUUGAAUGUAAAAUUAGUUUUUUUUCUUUUUUUUUUAUAUUCUGCGAGUGGAUUUAAGGCAAACAUGGAUCAUUUUUGCUGCAUAAGGUCCUUGUGUUUAUUUUUCCAGUCUUCCUUCAAGCUAUAACAGCUAAUUUUUUUUCCCCUUAACCAUGCCCCCCACUUACAGAUGUGGUGAUAGGCUGAAAGUCAGUUUUAUGAAACUAUUGUGUGGCCCAGAUGUUCUGCUGGUUUUAUUUCUGAUGGGGAAUCUGCUUCUGUCUGGCAUUCUCCCCGUCACCCUGUUUAAUCCCAUGGAAGAACAUUAACAGCCAAUAUCCCUCAGUCCAGGGUAAGAAUAUCUGCCUCAUUCGGGAUGUUAAUAAGCGAAGGACGAGUUGCUUGAAAGUCUGAACCAAAAAAGUACCGUUAUUUUUGAGACUGGUGUAGUAUCAUCCCAAAAUGGAAUAGGACUUUGCCUUAAUUAGAGUAAUUAUAUUACUAUUGUAUCGGUCCUUUUAAGCCAUAAUGGCCAACUGGUAGAAACUUGGGUAAAUGAAUUUAGACGAUUAUAUGUGUCGGAAGAUGUGUAGAUAGGUGAUAUUGUAAAAUCUAUAGGCAGUAUUUAUAACUUAUGUACUGUACAUAUACUGUUUUUCCUUUCCCACACCUGCUUCGAGCGGUGACUUCACUGCCCACAUUCCGUCACGCAGGACGAGUUACGUUACUGCAGCCUGGAUUCGAGCGACGGGCGGGAGCAACUAAUGUGAAAAAAGUCCGUACAGGAGAUAUCUCACUGACGCACAUAGCGUAGAUCGUCCGCAAAGCUUGCAUGGAGUGUUUCCAUUUGAUCAGACUAACCUCCUCUGGAAGGAGAGGACGAUGACCCAUCUUUAAGUUUUAAGGACUGUCUGCUGUGCGUGCGUGUUGCUCAGAUGACGGUUUGGCCAUUCAUGAAUUUCGGAGGAUUAGAAAACCUCCGAACCGCCUGGCCUUUCUGACAGAUACCUCUAUGCAUGUUUGACGAAUUUGUACCUGAAGUCCGCUUCUUGCAGAACAUUAAAUGGUUUCUCUGUGUUCCGAGUAAUUGGUCUGACCGCCUUUGAGAAUUCCAGAUCGAUCCCGCCCAUCCCUCCGUUGUCAUUGACGUAGGAUAUCCGCCGUUCCAAGCAUGAAGGCACACAUUCCACAUAUGAUCGUCCACGAGUUACUGAAACGAGUCCCCUGCUCAGGCUGCUCGGCUUGCCGCUGGGGAGGCCGAACUCUUCAGCAAACUGCGCGUAGGUCCCAGCGGCAAACUUCCUGCAUUUUUACCGUAUGCAUUUCUUGGUCCUGACUGAAUGUAGCGUUCGACGCAGGGAAAUGUGAACUGAAUGUACACAACACUAAAGAGUUGCAGCAUUUAUUUUUCGGAUGCCCAAAUGAAUGAUUCAUAAGUUUUCAGGGCGGCUGUCUUUCUCAAAGCUUUCAGGACAUGGUCGUAGUUCAUAAUCAUCACCCCAGAGACUGAAUCCCUUUUUACUAUACUGAAUACAGCAUGUCAGCUUUAAGUUUGAACAAAUACCAAUAUUUAUACAAAUACCAACUUAUAUGCCAAUGUGUAGAAUAGGUUACUUUAAAGGAAGAGUGACGUAUACAUUUUGAAGGUGGUUUGCUUAAGGUUUCUACUGUAUAACUGUACAGCACACAACCCCUAACAAUCAAUGUCAGAUUUUGAAGUAAAUACCACCUGCAAUUAAUAGAUUUUAUAUAAUCUAUAUAUAAAUAUAUAUAUAUAGAGAGAGAGAGAAUACGGGGUUUAUCUUUCGUUACUUGCUAUAUGGGUAUUUAUGUAAACCAAACAAUGUGUGUUGAGUGUGUUCACUGUACAUACAUACACAGCCCAUGUGGUGUGAUAACGGAGUCGUGUUGGUACUGGCAUCCUCGUCCAAAGUCUGCAGCUUUGCCACAUUAUCGUCUUUGUGCUCAUUCGCUUAUCAAACCUCGCCUCACGCACAAGCGUUUGCCUGAUCGUUAGCCAAAGGCUUGGUUUUCGUGACCCAUAAAUAUCAACCGUCAUCCUUAUAAUUACAACUGUUUGACUCUAAUUUUUUUUUCUUGCCUGUACAUAACCAGACUCUAAUGACAAAUUAAGGGAGUGGAACCUUAAAGGCAAAUCUUAAAAUGGAGAAGGAAAAAAUAUUUAUUUUAGUUUAGACUUCUCCUGUAAUUUUAUUUUGGUUUUAAGUCACAUUCCAUGUUAAUUUCGUUUAGCUCUCCUUAAAUUUUGCCUUUAUUCCCUUUUUUAGUCUCUGUACAUUUCUAUCUUUUUAUAUACCUUUAAAGAGAAGCUUUGACAAGCGGUUUUAAAGCUUUUUUUAUUAUUAUUUUUGUUUGUUUCCUCCAGCGUGGCAGAUAUAAUCUGCCUGCGCGGUUGAAACGGUAAUGUUUUGAAAUACUGUCCUGUUAACUGUCACAAAUGCUUUUUUUUCUAACAUUUUAACAUUAAAGGUUACCAAUACUUUGUACAUUUUAAUUGCAAUAAAUAAAAAUGACUAAAUUAUU